This is a messenger RNA of Hypoxylon trugodes, 1713 nucleotides long. RefSeq names its product auxin efflux carrier. Gene Ontology annotation, biological process: transmembrane transport. The transcript is spliced from 3 exons. Lineage: Eukaryota; Fungi; Ascomycota; Sordariomycetes; Xylariales; Hypoxylaceae. The record is from RefSeq and is a predicted model, not a curated record. The coding region runs from base 1 to 1713 and encodes 570 amino acids. Gene Ontology annotation, cellular component: membrane; endoplasmic reticulum.
AUGAUAGAUUGGCCAACCGCCAACCCGGCUUCAUUCCGGGCUAAUAAUCCCACUAUGGACUGGACGUCCAACGCACCAUCCAUGGCGGUAAUACAGCAAACCCACAACUCUCAUCCCUCUAUUGACCACUUAAUAUUAUUAGUCUUUGAGGCUGUAUUGGAAGUUGUAUGUGUUAGUUUGCCUGGAUAUGUUAUCGCCAGGUUAGGGCAUUUUGAUGCCGAAAAGCAAAAGUUCCUAGCAAAUCUCAACGUCAUGCUAUUCACGCCAUGCCUAAUCUUCACGAAAUUGGCAUCGCAAUUGAACGCCGACAAGCUCCUCGAUCUCGCAGUCAUACCCUUCAUCUUUAUCGUACAAACUCUUGUCUCGUAUCUGGUAUCCAUUGGUGUAUCGAAAGCAUUUCGAUUCAAGAAGCGCCCAUCAAAUUUCUUAACUGCCAUGGGUGUAUUUGGCAAUUCCAACUCCCUACCGAUAUCGCUAGUCAUCUCGCUAUCGCAAACAUUGAAGGGGCUCCACUGGGACAGAAUACCAGGCGACAACGAUGAUGAAGUAGGCGCGCGAGGUAUUUUGUACCUACUCAUAUUCCAGCAACUUGGUCAACUAGUAAGAUGGAGUUGGGGAUACCACGUUCUGCUGGCGCCGAAGAGUCGAUACGCCGAAUACCAAGAUGAGACCGUGGAAGAGGGCAGAUAUCGAGACAUCACGCCUCAAGAUGAAGCCUUAAUCCCGGGUCUCGACGGAAAUGUAACUGACGACGACGUCUCGGAUGGUUCGGACGAUACGGAUGUUUACGAACCAGCCGGUCGUACUCCAGUUGCUGGGACUUCGGUAGCAUCGCCCGCUGAUUCGGAUGAUGAAGCUAUCUCGCCAAGGAAGCGUUCAGCAAGGAAAUAUGGAGGUAGUGUUAACGGUUCCGAUGGUCGCAAUAUCAUUCCUGGACCCGGCGAGAUUAUGCUGUUCCCUCGAAUGCACGAUUUGAACGAACCGGAAAUCCCGGAAGGAAUUAUGGGCUACUAUGUUCGUGCAAAAUUCGGUGUCAUGAGAAUCGCCGCAUCUACCAAGCAAUGCUUUGUCAGUCUCUCGAAACGUAUAUACGAGCGCUUCCCCAGUCCGGUUCAGAAGGCUUUGUCCAUGCUAUGGAGAGGAUGGCUUCGGAUAUACAACUUCAUAUGGGAAUUCAUGAACCCGCCUCUAUGGGCAAUGCUUAUCGCCAUCGUUGUCGCUUCGGUGCCUGACCUACAACGACUAUUCUUCCAGGAGGGAACGUUCAUCAACAACAGUGUAACAAGGGCGGUAUCACAAAGUGGCGGUGUUGCUGUCCCCCUUAUCCUUGUUGUAUUGGGUGCAAACUUGGCUAGAAAUACGCAAAACCAGGAGACCAGAGAUCCGGAAGAGGGGCAGAUUGGAACGAAGCUACUUGUAGCUUCGCUCAUCAGCCGGAUGCUUCUUCCCACCCUAAUCAUGGCUCCGAUUUUGGCUCUUUGCGCCAAGUACAUCCCGGUCAGCAUACUUGACGAUCCCAUCUUCAUUAUUGUCUGCUUCCUCCUUACGGGAGCACCAAGCGCUCUACAACUAGCACAGAUCUGCCAGAUCAACGAGGUGUACGAAGGGGUCAUGUCAAAGAUCCUGUUCCAGAGUUACGUUAUCUGGAUCCUCCCCUCAACAUUGAUACUUGUCAUGAUGGCCCUAGAAACCCUUGAAUGGGCCAAGUUAUGA